Pieris macdunnoughi is the source of this 1662-nucleotide messenger RNA. Lineage: Eukaryota; Metazoa; Arthropoda; Insecta; Lepidoptera; Pieridae. The record is from the annotation of a GenBank genome assembly.
AUGGCUUGGUCUCAUUUUAUCGUCCUCGUGGCAGUCACUUGCGCGAGCCAAGCACACUACACCAAAUUUCCUGAGGGAUUCACAUUUGGUGUCGCCACAGCAGCCCAUCAAAUCGAGGGAGCAUGGAACGUCAGCGGAAAAUCUGAAAAUGUUUGGGACCGUUUAACCCAUACCAAACCAUGGAUGGUAGCUGACGGUACUAACGGUGAUGUAGCUUGCGAUUCCUACAACCGAUAUCUAGAAGAUGUUGAGGAACUGGCUUACCUUGGCGUAGACUUCUACCGAUUCUCAUUCUCUUGGGCAAGAUUGUUGCCUACGGGUCGCGUCGACCAAAUCAAUCCUGAGGGUGUGCAAUAUUACCACAAUCUUCUCGAUGCUCUUGCUGAAAAGAAUAUAGAGCCUUUGGUAACGCUGUUCCAUUGGGAUUUACCUCAAGCCCUUCAGGACUUAGGUGGUUUCGCCAAUCCUAAAAUUAUUCAAUACUUCAGUGAGUACGCCGAUUUCUGCUUCCGAGAGUACGGAGACAAAAUUAAGUCCUGGAUAACCUUCAAUGAGCCUUACGAAAUUUGUGAAGAUGCUUACGGUGAUAUCAAGAAAGCUCCAGCUAUUGAUAGUCACGGUGUUGGGAACUACUUGUGUAGUGAUAAUCUAUUGAAGUCCCAUGCUGAGGCAUACCAUUUAUACAACGAGAGUUACAGGCCAAAACAAAAUGGUAGAAUCAUGAUCUCCAUUAACUCUAUCUGGUAUGAGCCUGCAGAUCCAAAUGACCCAGAACAAGUGGCGUUAGCUGAAGUAGCCAAUCAAUUUAAGUUCGGUUGGUUCGCACACCCUAUCUUCACAGAAGAAGGCGGUUAUCCACCAGUGAUGAUUGAAAACGUCGCUCAAAACAGUCAAGCCGAGGGUUUGCCCAAGUCCAGACUAGAACAGUUCGACGAUUACUGGAUUGAAAGGAUUAAGGGGACAUCAGACUUCCUCGGUAUUAACCACUACACUACCCAUCUAAUUACGGGCCCAGGAGUUGACCCUAUCGCAAAGUCGCCAUCCUGGUUGAAAGACAUCGGAGCGGUUACGUCUUUAGAAGUUGGCGAAGCUACUGCAUCCGAGUGGUUCCGAGUGGUACCUACAGGAUUCGCUAACCUGCUACGUUGGUGUAAGAGCAGCUACAAUGACCCACCAAUCUACAUCACAGAAAAUGGCUACUCAGACCGCGGGACUUUGGAAGACUACGACCGCAUCAAAUACUUUAACGACCACCUGGGAGCUAUACUGAAUGUGAUUAACGAUGAUGGUGUGAGAGUGCUUGGAUACACCGCGUGGACUCUAAUGGAUAACUUCGAAUGGAGAGCUGGAUUCUCAGAGCGUUUUGGCUUCUACCACGUAGACAUCACGGACCCAGCUCGGCCAAGAACAGCUAAGCUAUCCGCUGAGUACUACAAGAAAUUGAUCGCCAACCGCGAGUUACCGCAGGACGAACAGUUCAAGAAACCUUCGGCACAAAGGGCUGAUCACCUAAAGAAUAGAAAACCGCAUCCAAUUCGAUUUACCGGAGCUACGAUGUGCGUACACUGUACACACGUAGUGCCACUCUUCAAACUGAUAAAAGACCUCUUUUUGCGACAGGAGUUAAAAAUUAUUAGUAAGAAAGAUCCAGAAAUGUCUUAG